Messenger RNA from Thermochaetoides thermophila DSM 1495, 684 nucleotides. RefSeq lists its product as uncharacterized. Gene Ontology annotation, biological process: signal transduction; inositol metabolic process. The transcript has 4 exons. The record is from RefSeq and is a predicted model, not a curated record. Bases 1 to 684 code for a protein of 227 amino acids. Gene Ontology annotation, molecular function: inositol monophosphate 1-phosphatase activity. Lineage: Eukaryota; Fungi; Ascomycota; Sordariomycetes; Sordariales; Chaetomiaceae.
AUGUCUUCACCAUCAAAGAUAAAUGAGGAGGAAUUGGACGAGAUAUAUGCCUUUGCUAUACAGCUUGGUAAGGAUGCUGGCAAGCUCCUUAUGGAUGCUGCCCGGUCGAGGUUUGGUAGCGGUGGUAGUAUGACCUCCCAAGAGAUCACCGAAAAGGACAAUUCAGUAGACAUUGUAACUAAGGCCGAUGAAGGUAAAGUCGAAGAAUUCAUCAAGGUGUCCAUAACUCAACGCUACCCACACCAUGCCUUCAUCGGCGAAGAGACCUACUCUAAGCUCCCAACCCGCACCUACCUAAUCGACCCUUCUAUACCAACCUGGUGCGUCGACCCUCUCGACGGUACAGUCAACUACACACACCUCUUCCCCAUGUUCUGCGUGAGCAUCGCCCUCGUCUUAGGCGGUGAGCCCAUCAUUGGUGUGAUCUACGCGCCCUUUUUGAACCAACUUUUCACAGCGUGCCGCGGGCGGGGCGCCUGGCUCAACGAGACGCUGCAACUGCCUCUCGUGCGGAAUCCCAUCCCGCCCAUGCCGUCGAACGCGCCGCAGGGCAGGGCCUUCCACAACGGAGACAGGAAGAGAGGGUCAGGAGAGAACGGUUCGGGAGGUCUGGAAACGGGUGAGGGCAUUAAACUACACGCGACCGGGGGCUUGAACCUCGAGGUUGGUGAAGAAGUUGGAUAA